Messenger RNA from Periophthalmus magnuspinnatus, 3394 nucleotides. Its product is annotated as 6-phosphofructo-2-kinase/fructose-2,6-bisphosphatase-like. Gene Ontology annotation, cellular component: cytosol; 6-phosphofructo-2-kinase/fructose-2,6-biphosphatase complex. The transcript has 14 exons. Bases 188 to 1654 code for a protein of 488 amino acids. Gene Ontology annotation, biological process: fructose 2,6-bisphosphate metabolic process; fructose metabolic process. The record is from RefSeq and is a predicted model, not a curated record. Gene Ontology annotation, molecular function: 6-phosphofructo-2-kinase activity; fructose-2,6-bisphosphate 2-phosphatase activity; ATP binding. NCBI's taxonomy places the organism in Eukaryota, Metazoa, Chordata, Actinopteri, Gobiiformes, Gobiidae.
GGGACCAUCACGCACAGACUUGGCGACGCCACGUUGUUUUUUACGCACAGAUCCGCGGGGAGCGAGGAGUUAAACAACAACAAGAGGGACCGGUUCUUGAGUCCUCUGCGCGCGACAGUCACACAGCUUCCACCUGCGUCAUUUACAACGAGCCGUGCGCAGCGAGCAGGACAGAAGAGCGCUGAAUAUGAGCGUCAAAACACGGCACGAGGCUCAAAAUACACCGGAGGAGCCGAGGAUGAACGGAGCCGCGGUGAUUACGCAAGCCCGGAGCGAAGUGCAGCUGCCGGGGGGAGUGGAGAGGACGGUCCGGUUACAGAGGCGGACGCACGCGUCUGUUCCUCAGUUCACAAACUCCCCGACUAUGAUCGUGAUGGUGGGGCUGCCUGCCAGAGGGAAGACCUACAUCUCCAAGAAGCUCACCAGGUACCUCAACUGGAUCGGGGUCUCCACCAAAGUGUUUAACGUGGGCCAGUACCGAAGAGACGCCACUAAAACCUACAACAGCUACGAGUUCUUCAGACCAGACAACUCUGAGGCCAUGAAGAUCCGCAGGGCCUGUGCCAUCACUGCUCUGAAGGACGUGUGCGAUUACUUCAGCAGAGAAAUGGGACAAGUUGCGGUUUUCGACGCCACAAACACGACCCCUGACCGUAGAGACCUCAUCCUCAGCUUCGCCAAAGAAAAUGGAUACAAGGUUUUCUUUGUGGAGUCCAUAUGUGAUGACCCUGAAAUAAUCGAAGAGAACAUUAAACAGGUGAAGCUGAGCAGUCCAGACUAUGUGGACUGUGACAAAGACGAGGCCGUGGAGGACUUCCUCAAGAGGAUCGAGUGUUACAAACAGAACUAUGUGCCCCUGGACGACCAGAAGGACAGGAGUCUUUCGUACAUAAAGAUCUUUAACGUGGGGAGUCGGUACCUUGUGAACCACGUCCAGGACCACAUCCAGAGCAGGAUCGUGUACUACCUCAUGAACAUCCACGUCACCCCUCGCGCCAUUUUCCUGAGCCGACACGGAGAGAGCGAACUCAACCUGCUCGGGAGGAUCGGAGGAGACUCGGGCCUGUCAGCACGAGGGAGCAAGUAUGCUCAGGCUUUGGGGAAGUACAUGAGUGGUCAGAAUAUUAAGGACCUGAAGGUUUGGACCAGUCACAUGAAGAGGACCAUCCAGACGGCCGAGGCUCUGGGAGUGCCAUACGAGCAGUGGAAGGCCCUCAACGAGAUCGAUGCCGGAGUGUGUGAGGAGAUGACCUACGAGGAGAUACAAGAGCACCACCCUGAGGAGUUUGCUCUGAGGGACCAGGACAAAUAUCGAUACCGAUAUCCCAAAGGAGAGUCGUAUGAAGACCUGGUUCAUCGCCUGGAGCCUGUGAUCAUGGAGCUGGAGCGUCAGGAGAACGUUCUUGUCAUCUGUCAUCAGGCUGUGAUGAGGUGUCUGCUCGCGUACUUCCUUGACAAGAGCGCCGAUGAGCUGCCGUACCUGAAGUGCCCUCUCCACACAGUCCUGAAGCUCACUCCAGUGGCUUACGGUUGUAAAGUGGAGUCCAUUUACCUGAACAUAGAAGCGGUGAACACACACCGAGACAGACCAGUGAAUGUGGACGUGGACAGAGACCCCGAGGAGGCACUGGGGACCGUCCCUGAGCACAUUUAAACUGACGUCUGCAUUAAAGGUUUCAACUGUACAGACCACAGACUGUUGGGACUGAACCAGACCUGCUCGUGUCACUGUCGUCUCCAUCGUGAACGCACUUUACGAAGCCGGACUCCAGUGGAAUGAUGCUUCUCGAAAUGUGAAAAAAACAAACAAACUUGCGAACACUACUGGAUCAACUGCACCUUCAUGUGGCUUUUAGUUCAAGUUGUUUUAUUCUCAAACUAUUUAAAUAUUCAAAAGUUUUACGUAGAGAUAUGCCGAUAGUGAAAACGCAUGUGGAUCAUGUUUUACCAUACGCCGUUUGUUUUUAAAUGAAAUAACUUAUGUUUUCAGCCUCUGCGCUGGUAUCGCUUGAUUUCAGGAUCAGCAAAGACUUAAAGCCAAAGUAUCGACAUCAGUAUCAGAACAGAAUAAGCUGGAUCGAUGCCUCCCUAGUUUUAAGAUUUGUCGUGUUGGUGUGAAAAACUUGAAUGGUUUUAACAAGUGAAGUCUAUGGUAGAAUUUGUCUUUUAACUGUCAAAAUGCAGAUGCUGUGGCCUGGUUUAUGGUUAAUAUUUCUGUCAUUCUAUCCACAUGGAACAAAAAUGUCUUCUCUGGCAGUAUAAAUGAACUAAGGUGAAAUGUUUUUAAAUAUAGCCUUAGCCACAAGAUUAAUAUAGAAGAUUAAAUCUGCAGAUCAAUAAUAUACAUUUUUACCUGCUCCCACCUCAGCUAAACAACACUACAAGGAGAUAGGAGGAUGGAAGGGCAUCUGACACACUGGGAUUAUAUGGGAGGACGGGAGGGCAUCUGACACACGGCAACUAUAUGUGCCAAGCCAAAUAUUUAGACAAUUGGCACCUUAAGACCCCAUAAUGCCAAAUUGUGCCUAAUUUGAAAAGCACAGAGAGAAAAUGACUAUGCAUCUAAAUGAAGGGCAGUUGGACAAUUGAAUCAAACCGUUUUUAGAGUUUUGGUGCUGCAGUUUAGAUUUAGAUUUGAAAAUGUUUGAACAAAAGAACCAGAACCAGCACAUCUCUGGCAAAGUGCAUUACCUCCGUCAAUGUGAAGUCAUGUCUCUAGAUUAAAGUGGUUUGUAGAUUUUAGCCUUAGAGUAGCAGCACAUCUCAAUGUGAGAUUUUUAAUAGAGAAAAUAAACCGGGACUAAACCAGAACUAAACCAGGAGCGAACUAAAGACUAAACCAGGAUAAAAGACUAAACCAGGAAAAAACUAGAUCCAAACUAAGAGUAAAUCAGAACUAAUUCAAGACUACAUUAGAACUAAGUCUUAAACAAGGACUCAACCAGGACUAAAACAGGAUUAAACCAGGACUAUACAAGAACAAAACAAGGACUAAACAAGGACCGAAUCAGGACAAAAUCAAUACCAAACCAAGACUAAACAGCGACUAAACUCCAACUGAACCAGAACGAAACCAGAACGAAACCAGGAGUAACCUCCAGCUGGAUCAACACUAAACCAGGAUUGGAACAGAACCAAAACAGGACUAAACCAGGAUUGGACCAGAACCAGACCAGGAUUAACUCAAGACUAGACCAGAACCAGACCAGAACCAAACCAGGACUAAAUAUGGGCUAAACAGGGACCAUUAGUGAUUUCUAUAGAUGUUUGGGUGGUCACUUGUGUACAUCCUUAGACUAAUGCUCCUAUAAAAACAACUGGAGAUCCGUGUUUAAUGUUUUACACAAUAUUUAAUUUCAUAAAAGUGCAAUAAAAUAAAGGUGACAACAAAGUG